UUGUUUCGGGCCCUUGGUGACCAACUCGAGGGACACUCACGGAACCACCUGAGGCAUCGGCAGGAAACAGUGGAUUACAUGGUAAAGCAGAGAGAGGACUUUGAGCCCUUCGUGGAGGAUGAUGUGCCCUUUGAGAAGCAUGUUACCAAUCUGGCCAAGCCUGGUACCUUUGCUGGCAAUGAUGCUAUUGUGGCCUUUGCAAGGAACAACCAAAUGAAUGUGGUUAUUCACCAGCUUAAUGCUCCACUGUGGCAGAUUCGAGGCACAGACAAGGACAACGUGAGGGAGCUGCACAUUGCCUAUCGUUAUGGAGAACACUACGACAGCGUGAGGAGAAUCAACGACGACUCGGAGGCUCCAGCAUAUCUUCAGAUGGAUCUUCAGAUGCUUUGCAAAAAUGAUGCCAAUAAGGCAGAGGAAGGGAAGGCACAGAAAGGUGACUCUGAAGAUGAGACUGAAGUGGAAAUGGAAGAGGCUGUACAAAAAGUGUGCAAUGCAACUGGGUGUUCAGACACUGAUUUAGUGAGCCACAUUCUGGAAGAGGAGGGGUACAACGUGGAAUCUGCAAUAUCUGCCAUCUUGCAAGUGAAGGAAGUGGAAGGAGUUGGGAGUGAGGAGCAGCAUGAGCCCCAGAGCAUGGAUCAGAGAUCCUGCAGAACACUGUGGGAGGAAGAUGGAAGUGGUUCAAGGAUCUUUGGAAAUCAGAACUUGCAUCAAGGUGAAACAGAAAACACCAAAGGACAGGCCAGGUGUGACACAGAGAACCGAAGCAGCAGGAACCCAAAGGUAUCUAAGAAACAAAAGAAGGAGCAGCAGCGACUCGAGAAGAAGAAGCGGCAGGAGGAGAGACACCGACAGAAGGUCUUGGCCACCAAGAGUAACUGUGCAGAGAGCAGCAGGACAGAGACUGAGCCAAGCAGCCACAUCACCUUGGUGAAGACCAUGGCAGCCCUGAAUAUAUGA
Molecule: messenger RNA, 963 nt
Organism: Acanthisitta chloris (rifleman)
Lineage: Eukaryota; Metazoa; Chordata; Aves; Passeriformes; Acanthisittidae
Gene: OTUD3
Product: OTU deubiquitinase 3
Exons: 7
Coding region: 79-963 (294 amino acids)
Biological process (GO): protein deubiquitination
Molecular function (GO): cysteine-type deubiquitinase activity
Source: RefSeq, a predicted model, not a curated record